Papilio polytes (common Mormon) is the source of this 1614-nucleotide messenger RNA. Its product is annotated as GATA zinc finger domain-containing protein 1-like. The transcript has 3 exons. Gene Ontology annotation, biological process: chromatin organization. The record is from RefSeq and is a predicted model, not a curated record. Gene Ontology annotation, cellular component: nucleus. NCBI's taxonomy places the organism in Eukaryota, Metazoa, Arthropoda, Insecta, Lepidoptera, Papilionidae. The coding region runs from base 222 to 746 and encodes 174 amino acids.
UGACGUCUAUGAUAUGAGUUAUAGUUUUUAUGGCAAAAAGUUUUGAAUCCAUACCAGCAAAUAUAACGCUAUUGAUUAUUGUUUCUUGUUUCUCAUUGCUCAUCUAUUGAUUUUCCAGAUUGUCUACGAUCACACAGGUUUUGGGAUUGCUGUGGAACGGAGGCGUUUGUUUGAAUUCAGCUGAUACUAUAAAGUAAAGAGAGAACAGGGAGAUAUCGAAGAUGCCUGAACCAACUUGCGUGAGUUGUAAUAGUGCUAGCGGCAUACUUUGGCGUAUUGGGGCAAACGGCCAAAUAUGCAAAGACUGCUCCCGGCUCCCGGUGUUCUUCGAACAUCUUCAUGCUCCUGCUGCCGGGGAAUACAGUGAAUCUGUAUUUUAUCGGAACAUGCACAUGCGCCGAGGAGCCAUAGUGUCAAUGGAGGAUGGGCGUGGCCAGAUUCACUUUGCGCAGAUCCGAGGUUUCCUCACUCGCUAUCAAGAAGAAUUCAGCGCCUUUGUUACCUGGCUUGUGCCGACUGCAGACAGCCCCCCUCCGGAACAGGGUUUCAUCCCUACUACAUAUGUCUUCGGCUCUGAAGAUGAUACUCCAUGCAGGCUGGAGUUGAUGAAGUUCAUUAUGCAUCUCCCGACGGACUACUACAAGAACAAUGAUUAUCUGAUGCCCCCUCAAGAAGAAGAAGAUGGGGAAGUUAUAUAUGAAGAGUUUGUGUGGGCAUUGCGCAAUGCUGGAGAAGGAUUGUACUAAUAUGCAUCCUUACAAUACCUCGCCAGCAUCAUUAUUAGAAUAUGUUGAUUCAGUAUUAUUGUAAUUAUGUUUCCUUCUGUGAUUAUUGUGAUUAAUUUAUAAUUAAAAAUGAUUGAUAUGUUUUUAGCCUGUAUGAUUCCAAGAAUUGAUGGAUAGAAUAUUUUAACAUUUUAUUUUAAAUGAUUAUUGUUUUAAAUUUAUAAGAUUAUCUUAUUUCAAACUAAUUAAAAUUUAAAGGAAGUCAGUUGACACAAUUUAUUUAUUUCCUACUUGUGUAAGCUGGGAUUUCUACUAUAUAAUAAAAAGUUAGUGUAAGAUGGCAAUUAACUGUCGCCAAUAUUUAACCAAGCUCAUACUCAUCUACUAUGUGUAAGUCAUAACAAUUUAGUAAAUGUUUCAAAAACAUAGUUAAGACUAAGUGUAACUUUAAACUUUUAAGUGUAGUUUCUACUCUCUCAUUAUCCUGUUUUAAGAAUUAUAUAUUUUUUUGUAUUUUGCUGACACUACCAUUGUUGUUUUUUAUGUUUAUUGCAUUGUUUUGUAUUUUAUAAGUCGAAGUUUUAGUAAUUAUCAUAAAAUGUCAUUCUUUUGUAUUAUGUUGAGUUACAACAGCUGAUAUACUUGUCUAAAAACUAAUUAUCUUCAUUUCUUUAUGACAAAGAGGAAUAAUAGUAUAUUAUUUUAGAUGUAUCAGAAGUAGAAACUAAUGGUUUGAGGAUUUAAUAAUUGUUUAUUCAACAAUUUGUCAGAUACCUACUAUAAUAAUAAUUUAAGAAAACCUAACAAGUUCUCUGCAGAAGAGCAGUUUUAUUUGUUUUUGUAAAAUUUAUUUUUGAUGAUUUUAAUAAAGUAGAUUUGGGAGAUUCAA